Molecule: messenger RNA, 1905 nt
Organism: Paramecium sonneborni
Lineage: Eukaryota; Ciliophora; Oligohymenophorea; Peniculida; Parameciidae
Source: the annotation of a GenBank genome assembly
AUGUAACAUCAUAUACUUAUUUCUCCAUCCAGAGUGACUGUUUAAUAAAAAACUCCUGUAUCUAAGAACACCUUGAUCUCUCCUUAACGAUUUCCCAAUAGAAAAAUAUCUCAGGGUGUCAUUGAAGAUUUCGUUGUUAGAUCCAAUUACAUUACCAAAACAAAUAAUGGUAGCUUGACUGAAAGAGUUAAUAGUAUAUAGAAAUCAUAAAAAUCUGUUUCUAAAGAUAAAAUAAGACCAAUUAGCAAAUAAUUACGUAUUCCAACUGAAAACUUUUUCCAUAUUACUAAAGGUGUUAAUUUACUUCUGACACAGAAAAACACUAAUCCUUAGUAAUAAAAUUAUCAAUAACUUAAACCUAUUUAAGGCUCUAUGACAAGAAGAAAUAGCAUGGAAGAACUAGUUGGUAGCACUAUGUAUACUGGAAUCACUAAAUCGUAAUCCUAAGAUAAAAUAUAGAAAUAAGAGAUUUCCAUCUAUGUUCAUUUCUCAUAAGAAGAAGUACAAAAUUAUAGAUUUACUCCUAAUGUUACCACAGAUAAAAUCAUUAAUCUAUUGAAGUAAAAAUAAUACAAUAAUAAUUCAAUUAUUGGGUUUUCAACUGUGGAUGAAAAUUAUGCUAUUGAUUACUAUUUAUAACAAACUAAUUUACCUAUGGAUUCAUUUAUCAAUAAAACAAUUAGAUUGAAACCUAUAUACAAUCAAAAUAUUAAAAGAAUUAAUUUAAGUAGUUUUUAAUUCAUUUCUAUUAUUGGUAAAGGUGGAUUUUCAACUGUUAUUUUAGCUAGAUCUCUUAUUGAUUGUAAAUUUGUUGCCCUUAAAUUAAUAAAUAAAUAAUUCAUUUAAUAGCAUUAAAAAUAAGAUUUAAUAUUAAAUGAAAGAGAUAUACUUAUUCAAAGUACUUAUAGUGGUUCCAUUUUUACUAAUCAAAUUGAAUGUGCUUUUGAAACUAAGAAUUGGAUAGUUUUUGGAAUAGAUUAUUGUCCAGGAGGAGAAAUGUUUAAUUUUAUUAAAAAGUUAUAAAGACUAUCAGAAUAAUAAGCAAAAUUUUAUAUUAUUGAAGUAAUCUUAGCUAUAGGAUUCCUACAUAAUGAAUAAAUUAUUUAUAGAGACAUUAAACCUGAAAAUAUCUUAAUUGAUUCUAAUGGACAUAUCCAAUUAGCUGAUUUUGGUUUAGCUAGACCUAACAUGAAUAAAGAUACAUGUGCUUAUUCUUUUUGUGGUUCACCUGAAUAUAUGGCACCUGAAAUGUUUUAAACAACAGGUCAUACUUAAUUAGUUGAUUAUUAUUGUUUAGGAUGCUUAUUAUAUGAAUUUGUUACUGGAUUACCUCCUUUCUAUUCUGAAGACAAAAAUAUCAUAUAUGCCAGAUUACUAAAAGAAUAAGUUGAAUUUCCAGAUUAUUUAAGUACAGAUAUUAAAGAUUUAAUAAGAUAAUUGAUGAUUAAAGAUCCUCAUAAAAGAUUAGGUUCACGCUUUGGAAUCGAUGAAAUCUUUUCACAUAAAUGGUUUAGAGAUAUAGAUCUAAUUUCUUAUAUUAACAAAUAAGUUAAACCUCCAUACAUUCCUGAUUUACUAAAAAUUAAUAUCAAAUAAAUGACUUAAAAUGACAAACAUUUCUUUGAACAAUUACAAAAAGAAUAAAAAUUAAAUAUUCCAUUUCAACCCAUGUUCUCUACUUAAUUUUAUUUUACCAAAGAUCAAAACAAUAAUAAUAAUCAGAAUAAUCCCACUCUAAAUAAAGCAAUAUUAGAUAAAUUAAUUAAAAAAACUCUUAAAAAAAAUCCAAAGUAAGGUUUAACAAAUCUUUAGUUAUAAACAAAUUUUGAAAAUCUUCUUAAAUAAACAUUUACUAAUGCUAAGUCUAAACCUGAUUCAAGAAAUAAGUAGUAACUUCCAUUUUGA